AUGCAACAUAUAAUUACAUCACAAUUUGAUGUUUCAUGUCAUAUGGCAUUACAACUUAGCGAAUGUCUUCUUGAAUUAAAAAGUUUCGAUGAAUCUAACAUAAUGUCUCGACAUCUCUAUUUAUAUCAUACAAAAAAAUAUGAACUUGGUGAAACGAUGAAAUUUAUCUAUGAAAAUUUGAAAGAUAAAAUACAAAAUUAUCAUGAACAUUUAUCUGUUUGUCGUGAAGAUUUUCUUUUUGAUCAAUUGACUAUUGAUGAAACUGUUAAAUUAACUGAUAAUAAAACUUGGUGGUUAUACAGCAUUUUAACACAUUCUCUUCAUACUGAUUUAAGUGAUAUAUAUUAUCGAUAUAGUCGUUGGUCUACUCCAAGUAAAAACAUACAUCCAGCUUAUGCUCCAACAGUACUUCACGAAGCACUUCAUUAUAUGACUACUUCAAAUAAUAUAGCUGAAGUUAUUGAAAAAGCUAAGGUUAAUAGAAAUGUUUACUGUUUACCUAUUAUUGGUGUAUUAUCGGAAGCUCUAUGGAGUAUUCCAUUAGAUUUGUAUAAAUAUAAGGCUAUUGAUGUGCAAUUGAAAAUAAUUUGUGAUACAACAAAUGAAUUAAGCAAACAAUGGAUUUCACAAUAUGAGAAUGCAAAUGCUUGA
This is a messenger RNA of Rotaria sp. Silwood1, 651 nucleotides long. NCBI's taxonomy places the organism in Eukaryota, Metazoa, Rotifera, Eurotatoria, Philodinida, Philodinidae. The record is from the annotation of a GenBank genome assembly.